AAAAAGGGAAAAAAAGAUGACACCUUUAAUACGGGGUUGUAGCCUUGGCUAAGAAAACCCGUUGAUGAAUUUUAGUUCUGCUUCCAAUUUUACCAUUUGCGCACGCUUUCUCAGGUUCCCGGAAUUGGUCACGAAACCGGGAAUUACAAUCGAUAAACCUCAAAAUCCCAACUGCCGACUUCUCUCGGAGUUAUUCCAUGGCAGAGAAGCAGUUGAUAGUGGUCGUUGAAGGUACCGCGGCCAUGGGUCCCUUCUGGCAAACUGUCGUGUCCGAUUACAUCGAAAAGAUCGUCAGAUGUUUCAGUGGAAAUGAAACAACCGGGCAGAAACCACCAACCUCUAAUGUCGAGUUCUCUCUGGUCAUGUUUCAUACUCAUGGAUCGUAUUGUGGAUGUCUAGUACAGCGAACUGGGUGGACAAGAGAUGUUGAUAUUUUCAUACAAUGGCUUUCAGCUAUUCCUUUUUCUGGUGGGGGUUUCAGUGACGCUGCAAUAGCUGAAGGGCUUGCUGAAGCACUUAUGAUGUUCCCAACUCAACAAAAUGGUGGCCAAAAUCAACAAACUAUGGAUAUGCAGAAGCACUGUAUUCUUGUUGCUGCAAGUAAUCCUUAUCCCCUGCCAACGCCAGUAUAUAGACCAGCAGUGCAAAACUUGGAGCAACAUGACAAUGUUGAACCAGGGAGUUCCCAAUCAUAUGCUGAGACAGUUGCUAAAUCAUUUCCUCAGUGCUUCAUAUCUCUGUCAGUUAUUUGCCCCAAACAGCUUCCAAAACUAAGAGCAAUUUACACUGCUGGAAAACGGAACCUCCGGUCAGCAGAUCCACCUAUUGAUAAUGUUAAAACCCCCUCAUACCUUGUCUUGAUCUCUGAAAAUUUUGUGGAAGCCCGUGCAGCUUUAAAUCGUCCUGGAAUUACUAGUUUGCCUGCAAACCAGAGUCCUGUGAAAAUGGACAUAUCUCCUGUUGUGCCUGUUACUGGACCACCUCCAACCACUACUCCAUCAGUAAAUGGACCUGUCAUUAACCGGCAGCCAGUUUCUGUUGCUAAUGUGCCUCCUGCUACUGUGAAAGUUGAACCAAAUACUGUUACAUCUAUGACAAAUGGAUCUGCAUAUCCACCACAUAUGCCGUCUGUUGUUCGUGCAGCUUCACAGGGAGUCCCUAGCUUGCAGACCUCUUCACCACUUUCUUCUCAGGAGAUGAUCACAAAUAACGAGAGCACACAAGAUCUUAAACCUCUAGUGAAUGGCGUUCCACAGACUCUACGACCUGUGGGUCCUGCGAAUGUUAGCAUUCUGAAUAAUAUUUCUCAAGCACGGGUGAUGAGCUCUGCUACUUUAAAUGGAGGAAAUUCCAUUGGACUUACGUCUAUGGGUCAAACCCCAAUGGCCAUGCAUGUAUCCAAUAUGAUAUCCAGUGGAAUGGGAUCAUCUGUGCCUGCUGCACAAAAUGUAUUUUCAUCCAGUCAAUCUGGUAUGACAUCAAUAAAUGGUUCUACAACUCUCACUCAGGUUGCACCGAACUCAGGUCUAAGCUCACUUACUUCAGCAAAUAACAUUUCUGGAAAUUCUAAUGUUUCCACUUCACAAGCGGCAGGAAAUAUCCAAGGUGGUCCUAGUGUGAGUCAAUCAGUUCCUGGGAUUAGCCAAGGAAAUCUUGCAGGAACACAAGUGGUACAAAGUGGAAUUAGCAUGAACCAAAAUGUUAUGAGCAACUUAACCCAACCAGGUGUUUCUUCUGGAAAUGGUACGAUGAUUCCUACUCCAGGAAUGCCUCAACAAGUUCAAAAUGGGAUGCAUUCACUUGGAGUGAACAAUGCAGCAGCAAAUAUGCCAUUAUCACAGCAUUCAGCAGGGGCUUUGCAACCAGCACAAUCCAAAUAUGUGAAAUUUUGGGAGGGAAAUCUAUCUGGGCAGAGACAAGGCCAGCCUGUUUUUAUUACCAGAAUGGAAGGUUACAGGAGUGCUUCAGCUUCUGAGAAGCUUGCAGCAAACUGGCCGCCGACAAUGCAAAUAGUUCGGCUUAUCUCACAGGAUCACAUGAAUAACAAGCAAUAUGUUGGAAAAGCUGAUUUUCUUGUUUUCCGAGCUAUGAAUCAGCAUGGAUUUCUUGGCCAGCUUCAAGAAAAGAAGCUUUGUGCAGUCAUCCAGCUACCAUCCCAAACUUUGCUGCUAUCUGUUUCUGAUAAGGCUUGCCGCUUGAUAGGGAUGCUUUUUCCAGGGGAUAUGGUUGUGUUUAAGCCACAAAUACCCAGUCAACAGCAACAACAGCAGCAAAUGCAACAACAGCUUCAACAACAUCCUCAGAUGCAGCAACAGCAUCAGCUUUCUCAGCUGCAACAACAUCAACAACUACCGCAAAUGCAACAACAGCAGCAGCAGCAGCAGCAGCUUCCUCAGUUGCAACAACAGCAGCAGCAGCAGCAUCCUCAGCUACAACAGCAGCAGCAGCUUCCUCAGCUACAACAGCAGCAGCAGCAGCUUCCUCAGCUACAACAGCAGCAGCAGCUUCCUCAGCUACAACAGCAGCAGCAGCAGCAGCAGCAGCAUCCUCAGCUACAACAGCAGCAGCAGCAUCCUCAGCUGCAACAACAGCAACAACAACAGCAGCAGCAGCAGCUUCCUCAAUUACAGCAGCAGCAGCAGCAGCAAACACAAUUGUCACAGCUUCAAAGCCAGCAGCAGAUUCCACAAAUUCAGCCACAGCAGCAACAAAUGGUCGCGGGUGGAAUCGGUCAAUCUUAUGUUCAAGGUGCAGGGCGAUCACAAUUAGUUUCACAGGGACAAGUCUCUUCACAGGGUCAAUCUAACAUGCCUGGUGGAACCUUUAUGGGUUGAUUGGAGCAUUCUAAUUACAGUCUCAUGCAGAUGCUUUUAUUAUUUCAUUAGAAUCCUGGUAAUGCACGGUUUUUAACCGAUCUAGUGUAAUUGAUGUGUAAUAGUGAAUUUAUGAAUAUAUGCCACGAUGGUUCCAGUAAUUAUAAUGUCACAUCCAUUAAAAUUGGAAAAAAUGGGACGUUUUUCCUUUAGAGGAAGAAAUGGAAAGCUUACUAGUCA
Messenger RNA from Cucurbita maxima (winter squash), 3053 nucleotides. RefSeq names its product mediator of RNA polymerase II transcription subunit 25-like. The record is from RefSeq and is a predicted model, not a curated record. Gene Ontology annotation, cellular component: transcription regulator complex; mediator complex. NCBI's taxonomy places the organism in Eukaryota, Viridiplantae, Streptophyta, Magnoliopsida, Cucurbitales, Cucurbitaceae. Gene Ontology annotation, biological process: positive regulation of transcription by RNA polymerase II. The transcript has 15 exons. The coding region runs from base 198 to 2834 and encodes 878 amino acids.